UUUUCUUUAUUAUUAUUUUUUUAACCUCAAUAAUGUUUCGAACUCACCUAAGCCCAACUAAUCUCUCCUUCCCGCCUUCUCUCCGAGGUUGUCUUCAACCUAACGACCUUCUAAAUUCCUGUUCUUCCCUCUCCGACCUCAAACGCCUGCACGCUUUUCUGCUAAUCCAUGGCCUUAGCUCGCGCCUUGAUCUCGCCACCAAACUCAUCUUCCACACCUACACUCUGUCCUCGACCAUGGACUACGCCCGCAAGCUGUUCGACGAAACGCCUCAACGAGACUCUUUUCUCUGGAAUACCCUAAUUCGAGGGUAUGCCAGCAUUGGCCCAUGUCAAGAGGUCCCCGUUCUGUACAAAGAGAUGCACCGCACCGGUUUCUCGCCCGAUCGCUUCACUUUUCCCUUUGUGAUCAGAUCUUGCUCGGCCAUUUCUGCCAUUGGAGAAGGAAAGCAGGCUCACUGCAACGUCGUGAAGAACGGAUUCGAGUUUAAUGUCUUCGCGCAGAGCUCGUUGGUAACAAUGUACUUUCAGAGUGGGGAGAUUUCUGAUGCAGAGUUGGUUUUUUGCGGGAUGGGGGAGAGGAGUACCGUGUCAUGGACUGCAAUGGUAGCUGGUUAUGCUCAGAAUUGUGUCUUUGGGAAGGCUUUGAGUGUUUUUGCGAAAAUGAUUGAUUUAGGGAUUCAGUUUAAUGAGAUCACCCUGGUGAGCAUUCUUCCAGCUUGCAAUGAGUUAGGGUGUUUUAGUCUUGGGAGAUCAAUUCAUGAUGUGGUGAUCAAAUCUGGUCUGGGUUCAUAUAUUUCAUUGGCAAAUGCACUGAUUGCAAUGUAUGGUAAAUGUGGUGAGAGUCAAGUGGCUAAGUCCCUGUUUGAGACGAUGCCGGUUCGGAGCUUAGCUACAUGGAACACCAUAAUUGCUGUGUAUGAGAAGAACGGUGAUGAAACUGCGGCAAUCGGGAUUUUUCGAAGGAUGGUAGCUGAAAAUCUCAGCUUUGAUAGUGUGACAUUGUUAAGUGUCAUAUCUGCUUGCGCUGGUCUUGGAAACCUGGAGAUUGGGAGAUGGGUUCAUGAGCUUGCAUGUAAAAGAGGACUAGAGAUUGAUAUGAGAGUCGGCAACGCAUUGCUCGACAUGUAUGCAAAGUGUGGGAAGAUAGAUUUCGCCGAAGGUGUAUUUCAAAAGCUCCUCCCAUCAAAGAGUGUGAUAAGUUGGAGUGCAAUGAUUGGGGCUUAUGCGGCUCAUGGCCAUGCUAAGGAAGCACUUGAGCUUUUCUCGAAGAUGAAAGAUGAAAGAAUAACACCUAAUAGCUUCACUUUUACUUCAGUUUUGGCAGCUUGCAGCCACUCUGGUCAUUUGGAGGAGGGGCUGAGACAGUUUGAUAGCAUGAAGAGAGAUUAUGGCAUUAAUCAUACAGUGGAACAUUGUGCUUGCAUGGUGGAUCUUCUCGGGCGUGCUGGUCGGCUUAGUGAUGCUUAUGAGUUUGUAGAGAGGAUGGAGGUGAAGCCAGACAAAGCUGUUUGGGUAGCUUUGCUUGGAGCUUGUAGGAUGCAUGGGAAUGUUGAGAUGGCUGAGCUUGUAGUGGACAAUCUCUUGCAAUUGGAUCCUCACAAUGUCACAUUCUAUGUUCUGAUGUCAAAUUUGUAUGCGGAUGCCGGUAGAUGGGAAGAUGCGGCGAGAAUGAGGAGGAGGAUGAAGGAGAAUGAGAUGAAGAAGGCUCCUGGAUUUAGUUUAGUUGAGAUAGACAAGAAGAACUCUAGUGCUUGUUUUGCAGGAUAAGAAAUUCAUUCAGCAUUGCCCAAGGAAAACUAAAGAAAUUAGUGAACUCAGUUUGCUCUUACACAAGGAAGCUAUUCUUGGAAAUUGAACUGGAACACUAACAUCUCAAAGAAAUAACUCCAAACCGUUUACAUCAGCAACUCCUUAGAUGCCGCAAGGUCAAGAAGAUUCAUGCUAGCAGGUACACUAAAAGCCAUAAAUCUACAAAUCCAUAUUCUUUUAUUUACACUGCUAUGAUUAAACAUAUAUGAUUGUUCUUUUAAACUGGAAGUAUCAGUUUAUUUUGUAUAUAGAUUAUGUCAUUGAUGAUCCUAAAAA
Molecule: messenger RNA, 2087 nt
Organism: Dendrobium catenatum
Lineage: Eukaryota; Viridiplantae; Streptophyta; Magnoliopsida; Asparagales; Orchidaceae
Product: pentatricopeptide repeat-containing protein At1g08070, chloroplastic-like
Exons: 1
Coding region: 33-1769 (578 amino acids)
Biological process (GO): RNA modification
Molecular function (GO): RNA binding; protein binding
Source: RefSeq, a predicted model, not a curated record